Messenger RNA from Sinocyclocheilus grahami, 474 nucleotides. Its product is annotated as cell division cycle protein 27 homolog. Gene Ontology annotation, molecular function: protein binding. The annotation marks the transcript as partial. NCBI's taxonomy places the organism in Eukaryota, Metazoa, Chordata, Actinopteri, Cypriniformes, Cyprinidae. The transcript is spliced from 3 exons. The record is from RefSeq and is a predicted model, not a curated record.
CAAAACAGAUCGGUUAGCAAAAGGAGCUGAAUGUUACCAAAAAAGCAUGAACGAGAACCCUUUCUUAUGGUCUCCAUUUGAGUCUUUAUGUCAAAUCGGGGAGCGACCGGAUCCAGAGCAGAUCUUUAGAUUGACCUCCUUGCAGAAUUUCAGUGGAGGAGUCGUCCCUCCUCCUCCCAUCAGCCCUGCGCACACGCCUAGUAACAAUAUGGGACACAGACAAGUUGACACUGUCCUAAUGGAGACCCCACAGGACACUUUGGAGCUAAACCGGCUCAAUCUAGAAUCUUCUAACUCUAAGUACUCCCUGAAUACGGACUCCUCUGUGUCUUACAUCGACUCCUCCGUCAUCUCGCCAGACUCCGUGUCACUGGGCACUGGUGGCUCACUGUUGUCCAAACAGGUGCAAAACAAACCCAAGAGUGGCCGAUGUCUGCUGGGGGGCACGGCCACACUCAGCCCCCUCACACCAAG